Molecule: messenger RNA, 2907 nt
Organism: Saccostrea cuccullata (small rock oyster)
Lineage: Eukaryota; Metazoa; Mollusca; Bivalvia; Ostreida; Ostreidae
Exons: 2
Coding region: 52-2874 (940 amino acids)
Source: RefSeq, a predicted model, not a curated record
AAUAUUGUAUGGAAGUAUUUCGUUGCCCUGCUAAUAAUUGAAAUAGCUUCAAUGACUUACAUUUACAUUUCAACUUUACAAUCGGAAAUCGAUUCGCUACAGCAUGACAGUGGUAAAAAUAUCCGUUCCCUGCGAUCGCAGCAGAAGGACGAAAAUAGAACAAGGAACAGAGAAACAGAAAAUAAUGAAGCAGAUUACCAAAUACACUACACUUUGAAACAGAUGAAAUUAAACAAACGAGGAACUAAAAGCGUAUUUCAAAAAGAGGAUGAUAGGAAUAAAAGAUCAUUGGUUAAAAAGAUGAAAUUAAACAAUAGAAAUAACACUAAGCCCGAACGACGAUUUCUUGAUCAUGAGAAUAUCCAAAAAAACACGUCUGCUAAAAAUACAACCAUUCAUUGUACGUUGUCAUUUGACGAAAACAGUUUAAAAGAAGCUAAAAAGACUCUUUAUUCACCUCGGGAACAACCUAUUUAUCUUUUCUACAUUCACAUAGAUGUAGAUAUUCAAAGCUUGAAUGAAUUUACUGCUGAACAGAGAGAUUCACUUUUAAACUGGCAGUACGUUUCGAAGGAUGAAAGAUUUCUUGUCCAGUUGCCUGUUGACUUUGAUUUGAUAACUUUCGAUAUACUUCAUGCAGAUCACGAAGAAACAUUUUUUGAGGUAAAAGCAUUUUAUAAUACAACAAACUGCUUAGAAGAGCCAGACAACGCUAUAAAAUCUCUUCGGUUUCAGUUAUGGAGCGAGCUUUUAAAAAAUGACACAAAUUACAAUCUAUGCCACAGGCACUAUUUAAAUGAGACUGAGCGUAAAAUUCUGUAUUAUAUUACAACUAUAUGGAUUGGUUAUGAUUUAACUUGUUCCGAGGCUCCGACAGAAAACGGCAUUAAGGCAUUUGAUGCUGAAAAAGAUCAACUUCCAUUGGUUGCUCCAAUGUUUUGCUUUUUACUCUCCCUACAGUUUGUUUGGAUUUUUGCAGUACUAGACAUAUCUAAUGGCAGAAUAAAAAGGAAAGUCGUUAAUCAGAUGAUACCUUUAAAUUCAUUUUACAAGAAGAAUGAUAGGCCUUACUCUGCUCAAAGAAUGAUCUUAACAUUAUUUUUUGGUGAGUGUUGUCGAUGUAGUAGUUGUUGUAAUUUGAAUGAAGAUGAAGAGUGUAAAAAUUGUUGCGAGAGCUGCAAAAUUGUUUUUUGCUUUAAUAGAGACUCAAAUAAUGGGAAAAAAUGUCAAGAAACAUGUACAAAAAAAUGCAAUAUGAGUUGUAAAGAGCUUUGUUGUUGUACGCGCAAUAUGCGCGAGGACAGCUACUGUAAGAUUCGUCAGAGCGAUGAAUGUACCGAGUGUUGUACGAAAAUUUGUACCACGUGUUGUACGAAGUGUGGUACGAAAUGUUGUACCGAAAAGGAUAAAAACAAAUGUUGUAAUUGGAAAAGUUGCUGUGAACGUUUUUUGAAAUAUAUAACGAUUUUAUUUUGUUCUCUUUUUCACUGCAUUUUAUGGCUUGUAUCUUAUGCUUUAUUCCUGCGUCCUAUUUUAUCAACAUUUACGUUUCUUUUACGUUUCAUAACUUAUUUUGUUUUUGUUGCCUUACCAAUCAGAAUUCAUAUUUUUCGGUACACGUUGAUAAUCGUCACUGCAAUUAUUUAUUUUAUCAAAUAUUUUAAUGAAAUUGUAAGCAUGAAUACAGAAAUUCUAGAAUAUAUUUUUGAAAUAAGAGAGCAAAAAAUUAUUGAAAACUUUUACUUAGAAUACGCCGAAUCUAACGAUAAUCCUAUUCAAAACCAUGGCAGCACAGAUAAAAGCGAUAAAAAGGACAGUGAAGAAUCUAAGAUCGUAAAUGAAAGCGAUAAGCAAGAGGGAGCAAACAAAACUCAAAAGCAAAAGGAUCAAAAUGGUACUACUACUUUGUCUGAUGGCGAAGAUGACAACAAAGAUGACGCAGAAUUGCCUAAUCCUGAUGAGGACAAUGAAAGUCGAAAACAAAAGGGUAAAAGUACAAGAAAUCCUACGGAAGUAAUCGAUAUUCAAAACCAUGGCAGCACAGAUAAAAGCGAUAAAAAGGACAGUGAAGAAUCUAAGAUCGUAAAUGAAAGCGAUAAGCAAGAGGGAGCAAACAAAACUCAAAAGCAAAAGGAUCAAAAUGGUACUACUUUGUCUAAUGGUGAAGAUGACAAUAAAGAUGACGCAGAAUUGCCUAAUACUGAUGAGGACAAGGAAAAUCGAAAACAAAAGGGUGAAAAUACAAGAAAUCUUACGGGAGUAAACGAAAUUGAAAUGACCGAACUCGUUAAGAAGAAUCAUGAGUCUACGAGCGAAAAUAAAAGUCAUAAACCAAAAGGCAUAGAUGAACUUCAACAGACCGAAGGUAUAGAUGAAGACAUUUUUGAUUACAUUUUCAAACGACUGCUUUUUGUACAAAGAAGGCUAUACUUUUUUUGCAUGAAAACCAUAAUUGUUUUUAUGUAUCUUUUCAUUACCAUUGAAACAUUUUUAAACAAUAAGAAGUAUUUAUCAUCUGCCAGUUUUAAAGAUGUUCUGGAAAUAACAUUAGUUCUCAUCGGUCCGUAUGCAAUAUCUGUAUUUCUGAAGGCAAAUGAUAAAAAUUUUCUUACAGAGGAAAAUAAACAAGAAAUAAGAAAUAUUUUCAAAACAUAUCAUAGAUUAAAGGAGAGCAAAACAAAAAAGGAAACUGCAAAUGGCAAAACUGAAUCAAAGUCCAAGAACAGCCAAGAAACUUUACCGACGAAUGUUGAUUCUGAAGAAGAUAAAUAUAAGCCACAAUGUACAGACGGACCAAAAUCACCGAAAUCUGAAGAAGAAAUAUUUUUAGUUGAAGCUGAAGUUUAUCCAGACUAUCAGACCAUACCGGUAUAGAAUAAUAUGUGAAAAAUACCUGUAUAUAUAUAU